Molecule: messenger RNA, 1720 nt
Organism: Phascolarctos cinereus (koala)
Lineage: Eukaryota; Metazoa; Chordata; Mammalia; Diprotodontia; Phascolarctidae
Gene: ARL9
Product: ARF like GTPase 9
Molecular function (GO): GTP binding; GTPase activity
Source: RefSeq, a predicted model, not a curated record
GACAGUCCCAGCCCCGUGAGCUGUGCGUGCGCCCCCGGGGAGGGCAGAGGGCGGGACUGCGGGAGUUCGGAGCCUUCACCUCCCUCCCACAGAGGCUCAAUUGGAUCCUGUUCGCCUUUGGACUCCCUUCGUAGGUGGCGCUCUUGGCACUCAGCCCUGGCCCAUGCUCCUCUGCACGGCUGUGGCGUAUGCAGCUUUUGUGGCAGGGCCACAGCAGGGGCAAGAGCAGAGACUGCGGGGCCCAUGGCCAACCGCAGCGUGAGGGUGGUGGGGCUGGCGGCCACGGCGGCCGCGAUGAUAGGAGGGGUGAUCUACGCCGUGUGGAGCUACGUGUCCUCCCCGCGCCCCACGGCCGAGCCAGAGUUGCCCCGACCACAUCUGGGGGAGCCGCGGGCUGCUUCUCCGCAAAUGAGGAGGGAGAAGAAAGAAAUGCUUGUAGUGGAGGAAAAAGAGGGUGAGAGCAGCACCUCGGCUGUACCAUCCCAGAAGCAGUCACAGGAGAAAGCACAAAAUAAGCAAGUCCUAGUGCUGGGUCUGGAUGGAGCAGGAAAGACCAGUGUCCUCCAUACCUUAGCUACAAAUAAAGCCCAGCAUAGCAUUGCUUCCACCCAGGGCUUCAAUGCAGUGUGCAUCAACAAUGGAGACGUGCAGAUGGAGUUCCUAGAGAUUGGAGGCAGUGAGCCUUUCCGUUCUUAUUGGAAGAUGUAUCUCUCCAAGGUGUUGGUGUUGAUUUUUGUGGUGGACUCAGCAGAUCACGCACGUUUACCUGAUGCCAAAGAACAGCUUCAUCAGCUGAUCCAAAAAGGUCCAGCCCUUCCUCUAGUUGUUUUUGCAAAUAAACAGGAUCUUGAAGAUGCAUAUAGUAUCACAGAUAUUCAUGAGGCUUUGGGAUUGUCUGAGAUUGGAGAUGAUAGAAAGUUGUUCCUGUUUGGAACCCACGUAACCAAGAAUGACACAGAUAUCCCCUCCAGUAUGCAGGAUGCACGAGAACUGAUAGCCCAGCUGGUUUCAGAAGCUCAGUGAGUACCCUCCAGUGUCUGUCAGCCCUUAUAACCAGAGAAUGUUAUGUUGCAAGCUUGAAGCCAAAAAGGUUUUUACUUUUAAACAGAACACAAACUUUAAUCUCUUUUCUUCACAGCACAUGGAACUUAGAUGACUGAAAUGUUAAUUUAUUUAAAACAUCUAUUUUAAAUGAGAUACUAACAUAUUUAAUAUAUACUUAUGUUUUUGAAACUGUGUUUUUAGAAGCCUUGAGUUUUUGUUCAGCAGAAUUAAAAUACACACUAAAAAUAUGAAUUUUCUUCCCAGUUGGGAAACACUUCAAGAAUCUAUAAUUUUGUGACUGUCUAACUUAGAAGAUUGUCUUUAAUUGUUGCCAUGGCCAAAAAAUGAAUCACCAACCUGGUGAUGAGUUCCUUUUGUGUUGGGCUGGGUCACUGAGUUUGUUAUCGGAGCUGUACUUGAAGCUUUUCCAGCUGAUUAGGAUUUGUCUGACUUUGCCAUCUCUUGGAAGAACCUUCAAGAACCCAAGGUCACCUCCAUGCCAUGAUGGGGCAUCAUAAUAAGACUUUAGUGAAAGCUUUAGGAAAUAUAUCAUAAUUUUGAAAAUCAGAAUAAUUCAUUAAGAGAAGACAGUGCCAAGCAAACUGAAAUAGAAAAAUAAAUGGAAAUUUUUAAAAAUGUAUUUUAUUUUUUCAAUUAGCAAGCAUUUUUCUCUUUC